Fulvia fulva is the source of this 2571-nucleotide messenger RNA. RefSeq lists its product as uncharacterized. NCBI's taxonomy places the organism in Eukaryota, Fungi, Ascomycota, Dothideomycetes, Mycosphaerellales, Mycosphaerellaceae. The transcript is spliced from 3 exons. The record is from RefSeq and is a predicted model, not a curated record. The coding region runs from base 1 to 2571 and encodes 856 amino acids.
AUGGGUUCCUUGCGUGUCACGCUGAAGACCGGGAAGGCAGAUAGCGUCAGCUCUGCAUCUUCGGCCUCUUCUCGACGAUCGAGAGGAACCGCAUGUGCAGAGUGUCGCAGCAAGAGACAGAGAUGCACCCACGCGACCGAGGAAAUCAUCGAGCUUUCUGAUGAUGAAGACAGCUCGGAGGAGCCGACCCCGCGCAGGAGGGUGAAACGAGUCGUAGACUCUGACUACGAGGAGGAAGAUGAAGAUGAAGAUAUAGAUGAGGAUGAGGAUGAAGGUGAAGAUGAGGAUGAAGGUGAGAUGAUGAGGACGAAGGCUCCACUACGACGCGAUCGCUGGGCGCUGUCUCCUCUCCAGCAGAAGCCCUCGAACCUCCCGAACGAUCCUCUGGAGGCCACGGUAGAUGAGGUUGGCGCUUGGGAUGCGAAGCACCUCAUCGCAUCGAGCAAUCGGAACGCUCUUCUGGUUCAAUCGCUUCUAUGGGCCGGUGCCGACAUUCGACAGCUCAUACAGCAGUAUCUCGACGGAGCAAAGCAGAAGACCAAUUUCAGGCAGAAGCUUGAAGAUGCUCUGACCAUGGUACAGGUCGGCCAGAGACCGGCUGGCGCUGACGAGGAGACAAAGAUCAUGCUACGUUGCGCUCGUCUCUACCUGUCCUAUCGACUACUCGACCUCCGCCCUUGUGCUGGCAAGACUAUGGAGAUCCCCUGGCACGACGUACGCGAUCGGGUAGAUCUGUUUGUACUGAUGCUUGGAAACAUUGUGGAGAAGAAUGAUGGCAAGCUCUUCACUGCGUCCAGAGCGUCACAGCUUAAAGAGCAUCCUUCAGCUGAGCAUCGCUCUAGCAGGAUCGACGUUAACAUGCAUGACGCGGCAAGCGAUGCAAACACAUGCGCUCUUGCACAUGAAAAUGCACCCCUCCAACAACAAAGUGAAGCUCACAGUGAGCAAACGCAGCUUGAUACUAUGAACGAACCUCAGCACGCCACCACUUCCGAGGACACUACUAACAUAACACCGCCAACACCGCCGCCCAUGUCUGCACAUACAAAACCCACCACCAGGGAAACUAACAUCGCGACCAUUAUGGCCGUUGCCAAAUGCUCAGAAGAUGAGGCUAAGCGGUAUCUCGAGGACGCUAACGGUGACUUGCAACAGGCAAUGCUGAAGAGUCUGACACCUGCACCUGUCGUGGCUGCCGCUGAAGAGCCGCGUUUACCUACACUCAUUGACGAUGCACUGGAAGCCUACGCUGCCACACUCCAGGUAUGCACGGCCUUUCCGGAGGCGACGUUCUGGUGCUACUUGGGCGGAGAUUUGAGGGCUUGCCGUGUCUUUUCAGACGACUUGAUCGACACCUCGCCAGCCUUUGCCCAACUGUUGGAGCUGCCCUCAAACGACAGUCCUAGUCGCCACGGUGUGCGUCACCUUCUCAUGCUCACCAUCGAUCCUGCGGAGAGCCUGCCGAUACUGGCUCGCCACGAUCUCGACGCGCCUCGUGCUGAACCCAAACCCGCCACAGCCCAAAUCGCCACACCUGAUGGGGUUCAGAUCGAUACCAAGGCCAAGGUUGAGAACGGCGAAGCAACACCAAUGCCUGACGCGCCAAGAAUCGACUGGGCCGGCGCAUACGAGUCGAUGUUCCGCAUGAUUGCCAACUUCCCAGCAAAGCAUCUCGGUAUCGCGCAAGAGAACGUCGACGCGGCGCGUCCGAAGAUCGAGAUGGUCGCACAGGUAGCGGAGCGCUACUCAGCAGUCUCGCCAGAGUCGUCCGUCACGAGGGAGUUGGAGCGCCUCUUCAGUGGCUUCAUCAACACCCACCGGCUCUGGCAGGCGAUUGCUAAAGAUGCGGCACGUUGGCUAGUUCUGAGUGUACGUCUGCAAAGCCCUCUCCUUUACAACGAGGCUUUCGUACACGUUGCCGGCGCGUACCCAGCUUGGCCCUGGGCAUUCAAUGAGGAGAAGGUCCGAACAAACCUUCCUGACAUGUACCAAGCCAUCGUGGUCAGAUCGAAAGAGCUGGAGUUUGGCCGUCAAAUGGCAGAGCGCAUGCUACUCUUCACCACGCUCACCGGUACCCCGAAGAGUGGUCCGAACCGCGGCAAGCCUGUGCCAGUCAACCAGCGAGUCCGGCCGAUCACCUACAGCGUCGUCAACAUCUGGCGUGACUGGAUUACAGGCCAUCUCUCCCACAUCGACAGCGGCUGUACUACCAAGCCAGAUUACCAGGACCCCAUCUGCAAGCACGAGGGUGAGUGUCUCACAGUAGCCGGCUUCCACCGCACCAUCGGUCGCGGCGGCGAUAGCUACCUCCCACCCGAGUCACUCAUUGACGAAUACUGGGAUGUGGACCAGUUUCCGGACUUGGAUGACUCGAUUCUGCGCACGACUCUGAAGGAGCUGAAGAGAGCGGCUGCCAAGAUUGUGGCGCCUCUUCUCCAGAGCAGGCUACAGUAUGAUGGUAAGGAUAAGUUGCCUUAUCUGACGUGCAUCCGUGUCCGUGAGGAGGACGUUCCAUGGCAGAAGGGUGUGAAGAAGGAAGUUGAUGGCGAUGGGGAUGAGGAGAUGUGUUAG